Molecule: messenger RNA, 6832 nt
Organism: Oncorhynchus kisutch (coho salmon)
Lineage: Eukaryota; Metazoa; Chordata; Actinopteri; Salmoniformes; Salmonidae
Product: rho-related BTB domain-containing protein 1
Exons: 12
Coding region: 1906-3621 (571 amino acids)
Biological process (GO): small GTPase-mediated signal transduction
Molecular function (GO): GTP binding; protein binding; GTPase activity
Source: RefSeq, a predicted model, not a curated record
UCUCUGUCUCCAGCGGGACAGGCUAUACAGACAAGCCUGGUGUCCACAUGGAUUUUGUAUGUUGCGCAGUUUAAAAGUGAAGGGUGUGUGGAGACAAAUGAAUUCGGUUCAGUCAGUCGUCCUGAUAAGCCCUUCCGAUAAAGUUUAGCAACAGACGCAGCAUGGCACUAGUUCAAACUUGUAAAAGAAAGUGAUGUUUAUUUCGAUGGCCGACGGAGAAAUUACUUGUAGUAUUGGUCACCAUCUUCAAUUUGUUCCAUCUCACUUGAUUUUAUUACGAGUAGGAUAGCAGCCUACACGAUAAAUAACUUGUAAUAGUGGUAGUAACUGUCGGGAUGUCACCGUGAUACAGUCUACACUGCUCAAUGGGGAGAGUUUGCGCGGCAAGCCGACAUCACAACAUUUUUAUUUAAUUUAACAAGGAAAGUCUGUUAAGAACAAAUUAUUAUUUACAAUGACGGCCUACCCCGGCCAAACCUGGACGACGCUGGGCCAAUUGUGCGCCGCUCUAUUGGACUCCUAAUCACCGCCGGAUGUGAUACAACAUGGGCCACAUCAGUGUCAUCGCUCCUGCUGGAGGUGGAAGUAGAUAGAUAUAGUGUAGCCAAUAUCAGGUCAGGGUGAAAGCUAAAGCACAUUCAUUGUAGUGGUUUUCGCCGAAAAUGUACAACUAUGGCAUUAAUGUCGGUCUAAAGAGACAUUUAUAUCUAAAUAAAUAAAUAACACUAUUAGUCCGGUAGAACGGAAUGAUUCUGAACACUCCCACGUCCCAACUUCGACAGACACGUUUCAAAUGAUCACUGACAUUUCUAGACAAAAACAUAAAUCCGCUAACUGAGAAUCAGGAUGACUGACUGAACCGAAUCCGUUUGUCUCCACUCGACUCUCAACUGCGCUCCAAACGUCAUCAAUUUAGGCACCCGGCGUACGCGUAUAACCUCUCCCGUCGCGGGCUGAACCACCUGGUUUUCUGAAUGAAACCGUAGCUCGCCUCCCGCUAUAAAUAGAACUGACAGGGCUUGACGUCACCAUGGAAGCCGCAUCGCGUCGUUUUGUUCCGUGCUGUUGUGGCUGCAGAUUAUUUUUUCCCCCGAAGCGCUUUCGGAUGGGGACGGACGGAGUACUUCUGAAGGCAGCCCGAACAAUCAAGCUAGAUACAUAGUAGUGGUUAUUGUUACAUUGGGAGAAAAGGAUUAACGUUCAACAAGCUGGGCCGUGAUACCAGUUACGAAAUGAUCUUGCAGUAUUUGCCUAGCUAGCGGCGAGCGAUUCUUAUUUGUACAGGAGCCAUCGAGCUACCUGCAAUUAUUGAAUCGCACUCUGAACUCCUGCCUGUAGUUUUGGUUGACCAGAUCACACUCACUCAGCCCUAGAGAACGGGCCCUGAACAAUAGUAUGGACUACGAGAGACCCAAUGUUGAGACCAUUAAGUGUGUUGUGGUGGGGGACAACGCCGUAGGGAAGACACGGCUGAUCUGUGCUCGGGCCUGCAACACCACUCUGAACCAGUACCAACUACUGGCCACACACGUCCCUACGGUCUGGGCUAUAGACCAGUACAGAGUGUGUCAAGAGACCACAUGGAUAAAUGGACAGUUAAUUGGAUAAUGACAGCUGAGUGACAUGGCACAGAUCUGCAAACAUUGUUAAUCUCCAAUCAACAUUAUAGAACCCUAAACUGAGGAACUGCCUCUCUAACAGGAGUACAAUCUCCAUAACUUCACCGACUCAAUCAGUGUGUUGGAGCGCUCCAGGGAUGUGGUAGAUGAGGUCAGUGUGUCUCUCAGGCUGUGGGACACCUUUGGCGAUCAUCAUAAAGACAGACGCUUCGCAUACGGAAGGUCAGACGUGGUUGUGCUGUGUUUCUCCAUCGCCAACCCCAACUCUCUGCAUCACGUCAAGACCAUGUGGCACAUGGAGAUCAAGCACUUUUGUCCCAGGACGCCUGUCAUCCUGGUGGGUUGUCAGCUGGACCUGCGUUACGCUGAUCUGGAGGCCGUCAACAGGGCCAGGAGGCCACUAGCCAGGCCGAUAAAGCCCGGAGACAUCCUUCCUCCAGAGAGUGGCCGGGAGGUGGCCAAGGAGCUGGGCAUCUCCUACUAUGAGACCAGUGUGUUCGACCAGUUUGGUAUCAAGGACAUCUUCGACAAUGCCAUUCGAGCCGCGCUCAUCUCCCGUCGACACCUGCAGUUCUGGAAGUCCCACCUCCGGAAGGUCCAGAAGCCCCUCCUCCAGGCGCCCUUCCUGCCACCCAAAGCACCGCCCCCUCUCAUCAAGAUUCCAGAGUGUGUCAUCAACAACGGGGAGGGUCCUGGCCUCCUAUUGGACAGUCCUCUUUGUGCUGACGUCAUGUUCAUCCUCCAGGACCACAUCCACCUCUUCGCCCACAAGAUCUACCUCUCUACCUCCUCCUCCAAGUUUUAUGACCUGUUCCAGAUGGACUUCAGUGACGAGUCCCAGUGCCUGGUGGUGACGGAGCGGCAUGCCCGGGACUCUCUCCUCAGGACCCUUAGUCUGGACACAGAGGAGGACGUGGCUGUGCUCCCCAACCUCUCCCCCUGCUCCCUCCGGGCCUCUAAGAGUGACGGCACCCUGAAGAUGAUGAGCUUCUCUGGUAAGCACCGGCGCACCAAGCUGUCCUUGGCCUCCUGGAGCAAGGCCUUCUACAGCAUCCACAAGGAGAGUGUGACCAACCCUGUGACGGGCUCCCCGGCUCACAUGACGGUGGUGAAGAUGGACUACUCCAUCCAGCUGGGUCCGUUCAGUGCCGUGUUGAGGUUCCUCUACACUGGGGAGCUGGAUGAAGAGGAGCGGGAUCUGAUGAAGAUCGCCCAGAUCGCAGAGGUCCUGGAGGUGUUUGACCUGAGGAUGAUGGUGGAGAACAUCAUGAACCAUGAAGGCUUCAUGAACCAGGAGAUCACCAAGGCCUUCCACGUCAGGAAAUCCAACCGCAUCAAGGAGUGUCUCAACAAGAACACCUUCACAGAUGUCACCUUCAGGUUGGAGGAUGGAACCAUCAAUGCUCACAGACCUCUGCUCAUCUCCUCCUGUGAUUGGAUGGCUGCUGUGUUCGGAGGAUCCUUCAUGGAGAGUGCUAACAACGAGGUCUCGUUCCCAGGCACCAGCAGGGUGUGUAUGCAGGCUGUUCUGGAGUAUCUCUACACCAAUCAGCUUUGUCCCAUGGCAGAGCUGGACCCUAUGGAGUUGACGGCCCUGGCUAACAGACUCUGUCUCCCCAGACUGACUGCUCUGACAGAACACUAUGCUGUGAGUGAGCUGGUGAAAGCCUCCAAAGAUGGACAGGAUAUAGACGGCGAAGUACUCACCUAUCUGGAACUGGCUCAGUUCCAUAAUGCUAACCAGUUAGCAGCUUGGUGCUUACAUCACAUCUGCACUCACUACAACAAUGUCUGUGCCAACUAUCGCAAAGAGAUCAAGGCCAAAUCUGCAGAGAACCAGGAAUAUUUUGAGAAGCACCGCUGGCCCCCAGUGUGGUACCUGAAGGAGGAGGACCACUACCAGCGGGUGAGGAAGGAGAGGGAGAAAGAGGACGUGGUUCUCAACAAACACCACAGCAGACGACGUUGGUGCUUCUGGAGCACCUCCCCUGCCGUGGCCUGAGAAGUCUGAGAAGGGUCUGCCUAGCCCCAAACCGCCCAGGGAAUCUGCCUCCUGCCCCGUGCUCCAGCUUCUAACCCUGCACCCCGCAAAGAGGUCCCAACAACACACGCUGUACCAAUGUUUUACUGCUAGAUCAUCUGAGCAUCAAAACAGGAAAUAACUAUCUGACGAUGCACUGUCAUGUGCCACCCUCUUCUAUUGAUGAACUGUCAGGUCCUACCCUCUUCUCUUGAUGAACUGUCAGGCCCCACCCUCUUCUCUUGAUGAACUUUCAGGCCCUACCCUCUUCUCUUGAUGCACUGUCAGGUCCUACCCUCUUCUCUUGAUGCACUGUCAGGUCCUACCCUCUUCUAAUGUCAAUACACUGUCUGGUCCUACCCUCUUCUCUUGAUGAUACACUGUCUGGCCCUACCCUCUUGAUGAUACACUGUCAGGCCCUACCCUCUUGAUGAUACACUGUCAGGCCCUACCCUCUUCUCUUGAUACACUGUCUGGGCCUACCCUCUUCUAUUGAUGAACUGUCAGGCCCCACCCUCUUCUCUUGAUGAACUGUCAGGCCCCACCCUCUUCUCUUGAUGAACUGUCAGGCCCUACCCUCUUCUCUUGAUGCACUGUCAGGUCCUACCCUCUUCUCUUGAUGCACUGUCAGGUCCUACCCUCUUCUAUUGUCAAUACACUGUCUGGUCCUACCCUCUUCUCUUGAUGAUACACUGUCAGGUCCAACCCUCUUCUCUUGAUGAUACACUGUCUGGCCCUACCCUCUUGAUGAUACACUGUCUGGCCCUACCCUCUUGAUGAUACACUGUCUGGCCCUACCCUCUUCUUUCGAUGACACACUGUCUGGCCCUACCCUCUUCUCUUGGUGAUACACUGUCAGGUCCAACCCUCUUCUCUUGAUGAUACACUGUCUGGCCCUACCCUCUUGAUGAUACACUGUCUGGCCCUACCCUCUUGAUGAUACACUGUCUGGCCCUACCCUCUUGAUGAUACACUGUCAGGUCCAACCCUCUUGAUGAUACACUGUCAGGCCCUACCCUCUUCUCUUGAUACACUGUCUGGGCCUACCCUCUUCUAUUGAUGAACUGUCAGGCCCUACCCUCUUGAUACACUUUCAGGCCCUACCCUCUUGAUGAUACACUGUCAGGUCCAACCCUCUUCUCUUGAUGAUACACUGUCAGGUCCAACCCUCUUCUCUUGGUGAUACACUGUCAGGUCCAACCCUCUUCUCUUGAUGAUACACUGUCUGGCCCUACCCUCUUGAUGAUACACUGUCUGGCCCUACCCUCUUGAUGAUACACUGUCUGGCCCUACCCUCUUGAUGAUACACUGUCUGGCCCUACCCUCUUCGCUUUGGUCCACAUGAAUAACCUCCACAUGGCAGGGCUCUACAGAGGGUACAUUUUACUUACAUUUUGCGCCUAAAUAUUUUGCUGUGCAACCUGGAAUUUGAAUUUAGGAGCACCAGUGCACCUAUAAAAAUGAAGUAUUCUAGCUACAUUGUUCAACCUGUCAACGUAGUGUGGUAUGUGCUUUCUGUUAGACAGGUAACAUUAUGGAUGUAAAUUGUGAUUGUUGAUGUUAGCUGCAGCCACCGACACCAGCCCUGGAUCUAAGUCUGAAUCAUAAAUUAUGCAAAAAUAACUCUGAACCUGAUUAAACACAGGACCUGUUCAUAGACGGUGCUUCAUGCAGCAUAUCAACAACAACAACGUUGAAAGUACGUCUUGUGCUCACUGGGAUACCGAUACAGCUCCAGGGAUAAACAGAGCUCCUGAUUGAAUCGAUCCCCAGGUCGGUAUGUUGAACCCAGCUGGACGUGUUUCUCUGUAUUCUGAAACACCUGUUCCUUUACCCACCUGGUGAUGGUAAAGGGGAAACUCUAUACUUGAAAUCAAUGUGUUUUUAUUCAUCAGCUGUAUAGUAGGCUUUCUUUAGUUAACCAAAGCCAUAACUAGUCAGUUUAUCAUAUUUUAAUAUAUAUACCAUGUGAUUAUUUAUUUGUUGGUGAUAUUUACUAUAGAAACCAAGUGGCUGGUUCUCUUGGUUCCUGCUGUCAAAGGUCUUUGAUCUAGCUGCUCAUCAUCCUUCAUCUUCUUUAUAACCAAGUGGCUGGUUCUCUUGGUUCCUGCUGUCAAAGGUCUUUGAUCUGGCUGCUCAUCAUCCUUCAUCUUCUUUAUAACCAAGUGGCUGGUUCUCUUGGUUCCUGCUGUCAAAGGUCUUUGAUCUGGCUGCUCAUCAUCCUUCAUCUUCUUUUUCUUAUUUAAAGGGAAUGUUGUUGAAUAAAUUAUUUGACUUAAUUGCUUUAUUCUAGUUUUCCUUUGAAGUGCCCAGUGUAUAUCCUAGGGUCUGGACUGUUGGUCUAAAGGUUAAUGCAGACAAUAUGUACUGUUUCAAUCCUCAUACUGAGACGAGCCUGAGUGCCAGUCUGUUCCUGCUAAUAUGUUUGGGUUGACAAUUCCAUAAGGAGUUGGCAAGAGAGCAGAAAUGUUUGUUUCACAUACCUGUCAAUAAUACUAUAUGAAUCAAAUUCAGAUGUAAUGUUUGUUUCACCUAUUAAUAAUGCUAUUGUAAUCAUGGGUUUAUGCUUUUGAGUGGAGCACCAUCAGCUGAACCCGUCAUGUAGAACAAGUUAUUCAACUGAUUAGAGUUCAGUACAACACUAUUAUAUAGAAGGAUAUGUUGCUGUUAUGAAAGUGUAAACAUCAGAGGGAGAGAAAGGUUUGGCAACAACCACUCAGCCUCACUCUGUCAGGAGAGGAGGGGAGGGGAGCAGAGCAGCCUGUACCCAAGCUGUCACUCAGCCUCACUCUGUCAGGAGAGGAGGGGAGGGGAGGGGAGCAGAGCAGCCUGUACCCAAGCUGUCACUCAGCCUCACUCUGUCAGGAGAGGAGGGGAGGGGAGCAGAGCAGCCUGUACCCAAGCUGUCACUCAGCCUCACUCUGUCAGGAGGGGAGGGGAGCAGAGCAGCCUGUACCCAAGCUGUCACUCAGCCUCACUCUGUCAGGAGAGGAGAGGAGGGGAGCAGAGCAGCCUGUACCCAAGCUGUCACUGAGGAGCCAGACCAACACUGUAUACAUAACAGCUUUGGAACACAAUGUCACAUUCUAUUAUUAGUAAUGAUCAUCAUUAUAUUGCCUGGUGAUUCUAUAACCAAUGUCAACAUGAGUGUAUUAUAAUCAACCUACAAUAAAAGUAAGUUGUAGUUCCAGUA